CAGUGGCCCACAGCUCAUCCUAGGAGAAGUUUUGUUUACUUCCGGGUUGUUCGAGUCGAAAACAACAGAGGGGUACCAACACGCCCAUAGGCGCGGAGCAAAGCGGAUUAAAAUACCGCAGAGAUGGCAGGCGAAGCUGAAGAUGACAUUCCGGAAUCGGGGGCAGUUUUCACUUUUGGAAAGAGCAAGUUCGCUGACAACAUUCCAAGUAAAUUUUGGCUUAAAAAUGACAUCCCACUCAGAAUAGCGUGUGGCGAUGAGCACACCGCCUUAAUAACAGAAAAUGGGAAGCUCUUCAUGUUUGGUAGCAACAACUGGGGCCAGCUCGGCCUUGGCUCCAAAGUGACCGUCAACAAGCCCACCUGUGUCAAAGCCCUGAAGUCUGAGAAAGUUCAACUGGUGGCUUGCGGGAGAAACCACACGCUUAUCUGCACAGCCAAGGGGAAGGUGUAUGCCUCAGGUGGGAACAGCGAGGGUCAGCUGGGGCUUGGAGACUGCGAAGAGAGGACGUCCUUCAAGAGACUUGAUUUUUUUGAUUCACAGGGACCAAUCAAGAUGCUUGCUGCGGGUUCGAACACCUCAGCAGCUCUCACCGUGAGCGGUAAACUGUUUAUGUGGGGUGAUAACACAGAGGGUCAGAUUGGUUUGGGUAAGGAGAGUCAGGUGUCGUCACCCCAGGAAGUCAGUGUGGGCCAACCAAUCAGCUGGGUCUCCUGCGGGUACUACCACUCGGCUUUAGUGACAGUGGAUGGCGCUCUGUACACAUUUGGCGAACGGGACAGCGGGAAACUGGGUCUGGGCACCCACCAGCUUCCAGGACACCGAGUGCCUCAGCUGGUGAAGAGCAUCAAGGAGCCAGUGAGGCAGGUGGCCUGCGGGGGUGGACAUACAGUGGCACUUGCAGAGGGAAAUGUGUACACGUUCGGCCUCGGUCAGUUCGGACAGCUCGGCCACGGGACAUUCAUCUUUGAGUCCCGGGUGCCGCGUUUGGUUGAGCACUUCAAGAAGGGACGAGCCUGUCAGGUGGUCUGUGGAGAAAACCACACCGCUGUCAUUACGGAAGACGGCUUGCUAUACACGUUUGGAGAUGGCAGACAUGGAAAACUUGGUCUGGGGGAGGAAAACUUCACUAACCAAUUUAAACCAACGCUAUGCCUGCGAUUCCUGAAGUAUAAUGUUCAGGGAGCGAUGUGCGGCGGAUGUCACAUGGUGGUGCUGGCUCGGCCGAGGGCCCGGGGGGCCGGUGAGAUCACGCUGGAGGACAACGAUGUGACGGAAGAUUUCCUGGAGAAACCAUACGUGGAGCUGCAGGGUAACACAGUUGACUCAUCUACGCUGCAGAGGAGCCUCUCAGCCCGGGUUCGCAGGAGGGAGAGGGAGCGAUCUCCAGACCAGUUUGGCACCAUGUUCCGCACACUGCCCGCCAUGACACCGGGUAACCUCCUCCCGCCACUGACCGUCUCCAGCCAGACCAUACCACCACGACUGGCCCCACCUGAGGUGAUCCACGGAAAGGUGCUCAAUGGCACUUACCAACACAGGAACGAGGGGUCGAUCCACCAGGAGCUGGCAGGUGGGGAGACAGACAGUGUUGUAGAAAGUCUGACAGACACUGACAGCGUGAGAGGUCUUGGAGAAACCAGAGACUUCCUGAACAUGACUCAUGUGAUGAAGAUAGACCCCAGUGAUAAAACACUCACGCUGUCUCCAGUUCAAAAGAGGAAGGGUAAGAAUGGUAAGGCUAUAAAAGAACAGGGUCAAAGAAAGCAGAGAAAGCUCUCAGAGCAGAGCAGUUUCUCUUCCACUUCGCUGUCUUGUAAGAGUGAGGCUGCCUCUUCUCUCCGGGCGUUACCCACUGAGCUCCUGAGGAGUCGUAGCACUCGUACUCAGGGCCCGCAGAGGCCCCAGAGACAUCAGAAAAGCAACCAGAACAAGGCGAAUCUGAUCUUGGCUGUAGAGGAGUUGCAGGAGAAGCCCAGUACAAACAAACCUACAAGCAUCAGGGACAUAAAUAAGGCAGCAUCCAAAGAACAACAAAUGCAAGUUCACAGUAAAAGCCAGGUGAUAGGGGUUCGCAGGAAGCUGGCAGCAGACUCAAAACAAAGUCCAGAAAUUAUGAAGAAAAGAUUAGAUUUCAACUCUAAAUCUGCUAAAGUUGAGAAAGUGGAGUCUAAGCCUGUGAGGGUUAAAGGCACACCCACAGGAAUCAGUUCGCCAGGUAAACUCAGUCAUACAGACUCAGCAAGCUUUCACCUGAGUGACACUUUGGAUGAAGAGAGCAUAGUGGGCUCUCAGCAGGUUUCUGAGGUGAAAAAAACUCCCAAAUCUAAAGAGAAGAAAACAGAUUUGUCUAAGAAAAACAAGAAUGAAAAAAACAUGAAAGACGCUCAAAUCAAAAGAGGGUCAGAGGUUCAGAAAAAGUCAACAGAUCUCAGCCUGGUUGUUGGAGCUGCUUCACUCGCCGCAGGAGCAGCUUUGAUCCAAGCUGGAAGACGAUUAAGCUCCACAUCCCUUUCUGAGAACAGCUGUGCUGUACUUAAAGAGAGUGUGACUAAAUCACUGAGUGAGGAAUCUGAAUCUUACGCUGCCAAUUUUAGCCACAAAUCUGCUGUCAGCAUCAACAUCAUACCCGCACCUGAAAGUCCUGAAAUGAGGACAAUCUCAGAUCAAAGUGAACAGAUGGACUCUGCCGCAAUCAAAGAGGAAGAGGAGGAUAAUGAGGAAGCGGUUGAAGAGGAAGAAGGGCAGACAGAUGCAGAAGUAAGCGAGGAAGAGGAGGAUGUUAGUCACAUUAUUAAGAAAGUGGCAGAGAACGCUGAGGAUGAAAAAGAGAGUGACACUCUUCAAUCUGGAGAGAAGUCAGACAGCGAUGUAGAUGAGGAGGAGGAUGAGAGCAAUGUUGUGGUAGAAGAUGAAGAAGAGGAGGAGGAAAAGAGUGGAGUAACAGAAAGUGAAAGCAAAGCAGAGACUGAAGAGAAAGACAGAAACGGAGGGGUUGUAGAAGAAGAGGAGGCGGAGGAAGAGGAAAGUGAGGAAGGGUCAAGUCACGAAACAGAGAGCAAACGUGGAGAUACUGAAAGUGACUUGGAAGAAGGGGACGAGGAAGAAGAAGGGAGUUUGGAGAGUGAGGGUGAAGAAGAGGAGGUUGAAAGUGAGUCUGUGAGGUCUUCAGAGAGAGAAGAAAGUGAGGAAGAGAGGGAGACCGAAGAAGGAGAAGAUGAAAAAGAGGAGGAAGAAAAGGGUAGUGCUGAAGAAGUAGAAGAGAGUAGUGAAGAGGAAAACAGUGAAAUUGAGGAAGAAGAGGAGGAGGAACAAAGUGGGGAAAAGGAGGAAGAGACAGAGGAUGAGGAGGAGGAAGAAGAAAAAGAAGAGGAUGAACAAAGUGAGGAAAAGGAGGAAGAGACAGAGGAUGAAGAGGAGGCAGAAGAAAAAGAAGAGGAAGAAAGUGAGGAAAAGGAGGAAGAGACAGAGGAUGAGGAGGAGGAAGAAGAAGAAGGAGAAGAGGAGGAAGAAAGUGAGGAAAAGGAGGCUGAAGCGGAAGAUGAGGAGGACCAGAGUGAGGAAGAAGAAGAACAGGAAGAAGAAGAAGAGGAAGAGAAGGAAGAUGAAGAAGAAGAAGAAGAAGAGGAGAAGGCUGUCAAAAAGAAAAGGUCUGCUGAAGUGAAAAGAAUAAGUGCUAAAUCAGCAACUAGAAGCAAACUAAGGUUAGGAGUCAAAGGUCAGGCGGCAGGAAAAGGGCACGAUCAAAGCUUGAUACAGAACGUCACUGUGCGCCUUCAAACAUCAAACCGAUUUGAGGCUAAACAGUAACACAUGAGAGGAAAUCCAAUUCGUAAUCACCAGAGCAUGCGCCAUGAAUAAUUACGGGUUUAAGUUCGGGCCUGUCGUUUAUUUGGAGCAACACCAGGACGAGUGCAGGUGUCCAUGAGUUGUGGUUGCAUUAUUUCUGCAUCUAGGUAGUGCUAUAAAGGAGGGGUAAUUUCAAAUGCAGCAUUUCUACCAACAAACAUCAGGAAACACAAACUGUUUGUGUCUACAGUUUGUCACAGUGUGUUGUUAGCCAAAGGUCCAGACACUAUAUUUCACAGGGAGAGAAAAGAAAGAGCUAAAUUCACUAAACGAUGGAAAUAGAUAGGAAGUCAGGAGGUUAUAUUUAUAAGUACGGACUGCUCAGUGGUAUUUGAAAAAUUUGUUUUUCCAUAUUGUGAAGCAUGCUGCAAAGCAAACUACGGUAGAUUAUCUGUGUUAGUUAAAGGUUGCAUUAAAAUAAUCUAGUGCAGGAUCUGAGAAGCUGCAUGCUGACUUACCCUGACCUCCGUUAGACUGCUGUUGUUCUGAUGGGCAGCAGAAAAAUGCAGGGAGAUAUUAAUGGUUUCCUUGUUAUGAAUUUGAAGUUAAGUUGAUGAAGUUUAGAUUCAUUCACUGAAUUCCACCUCCAUAUUGUUUAGUAUAGAGACAGCAUAAACAGUGCUGACAGCAAAGAACAGGGCAACUCAUAAAAUGCCUUCUUACAUUUGUUGAAUUCAGUUGUGCAACUCCACAGAAAAAAUCGCUAGUAGAAACGUCCUUCAAAGAGCUACUUUUUACUUUCUUACUUUGACUACAUUUCAUAGCCAGUACUUUUUCACUUUUACUUGAGUAAAGAAGUUAAAUCAGUACUUAAGUACAGAAUGUUUGUCCUUUUACCACCUCUGGAAUACACAAGCUUCUUUGUGUUUAUCUGAAUUUUAUGUUUUCAUUCUGAAACAGCUGGAACAUUUGCAUGUACUGUGCCUUUCCCUCUUACAUGUUAACCACAACAUCUUUUUGAUUUCAUAUAUUAUGAAUGUGUUUCUUUAUAGCUUUCUGAACCCUUUCUCUCAUAACGUUGUGGUGUUUUGGGCUGCUCUUGUAUUUCCAUCCAGCCUUUUGCUUUUGGUUUACAGCAAUGCUUACUCAUGUUUGUCUUAAGUAUUGAUUUAAAUGCUUUUUGGUUUACUUGUAUUUCCUUGGAAGCCUUUUCUUUUUGCUUCUGCUUCUGCUCAGUUAUACAUGGCUCUUGCAACCAGAAUUCUCUGAAUUUCCAGUAAUAUGACUGGAAAUUCAGAGUACCCAAAUAUUCUUCAAACCUUCAGCCUUAAUCUUUGUCUUGCUCACAUUUAAAUAUUUUAUCUGGAAUUAUUUAUGUUGCUAUUUCUAUUAAUUUGUAUUUGUAAUAAAUAUUUGUGUUGCAUUACAUUGUGGGUGUUUUUUUUUUUUUUUUGUAUUAGGACAUAGGACAUUUGUUAAAGUAGUUCUUAAUGAUACUUAAUAGUCACAAUUGUUUGUGUAGAUUCACUUCUAAACAAGAUUGUAUUAGUUAUUUAGACCAGGCUGACAUCUGCUUCUGCUUCCAUUUCAUACUUAAUUGCAUGCCAAAAUCUUUCAUUUUUGUAAAUGUAAGUUUCUUCUGAGAAAUUAAAAAAAAAACCUCAAAAAAACAAUCUCAGUGGAAAAAAGGCAAAAUUAUAUGAAUGUUAACCAUUAGACUGUUGUAUUUAUUGUAUCCAGUAUGUCUUGCCCUGUUAUAUAAUGCCUGGAAAAGACUACAGUGAAUCAUGUGGCUUUUUUCUUUCUCUUUCUCUUGUUUUUAAGGCACUACACAACUCUCCAGCUGACACAGCUGAUAAAUAGGAUGGUAUCGUGAACCUUAAUUGAUACUACGAUAUACUAUUAAGUAUAUCGUGUUUGAGUGUUAUUUAAAAGAGAUUUCACUUGAUUUUUUUUUUUAUUUAUUUUUUUGAAGGACGUCUUUCUACUGAAACACAUUUUAUACGAUUUUUGGUGGAAAUAGUAGGGGUUCUAAACAGGUUCUUUGUGGGACACCAUGUUCAUUACUUGUAAGUUAGGUUAAGGACAAUCACGUAUGCAGAUAAUACCUGAUUAGCAAGGUCAGUGGGAGCUUUAUAGUUUAUUUGAAAGAUAAUAAAUAAAUAAAAUUAAUUUAGAAUAAAGUCACUCAAGUACUUUGAAUACACAUCGAAUAUUUAAUUUAUUUUAUUUAGUCUCUCGCUACUUUAUUCUUUUUUCAAAUUUUGGGGGGAUUCAAGCAGUAUAUCAUUAAAUAGACAAAAAUUGAGAAACAACUGUCAUGACUCUGCAGGGCACAAAAGCCCACCUAUUAAGAGGUAGAUUUUUUUUUUUUUCUUCGGGAGGUAGCCGAGACCAAAAGCUGAGCUAAUGAAGAGGAAACAUUUGACUUGAUGAUGCAAAUAUUUAACUGAAUUAUAAGAAAAUCUGCCUUUUUCAGCCUCAACUGUCAAAAAUAUCACAGUGGACACUGACAAACUCACUUUGUCAGUAAGAUGCCAGACUGGUGUUUUGUGUCUAGCAUAUUUCAAGAAGAUGAUGAUCUGAGGAAAAUCUGUUCCUCUGUUUCAGUGUCUGUUUGAUGUGUUCAGGAUAAGAUAAGGUUUGACUUGUUUUCGUCUAGUGAUGAUGCUGUUGUAGUGUAGUGUAAUACGUUUAAUUCUAGCAUCACUAUAGUCUUUUCUAAUCAUUCCUUGCUUGUCAGUUAAUUCAGCUGGCAGAGCUUAUAUUUUAUUAUGUAUAGUAAAAACAUUAGCAUCAAACUAGAAAGUACAUAUUUUUCAUGUCCUUUACUUGUUCUUUAUUUUAAAGAACAAAGGAAAGGACAAGAUCAGAAAAAAAUGCUUUCCAUUCAUUGCAAAUUGAAAGCAGUUUUUUUUUUUUCUUCAACUUAAAUAAACUCAUGCCUUUGUCUUGUUGUUAUUGGAUUCUGCUAAUAUUAACCAAGCAAGGCCUCAGUCACACAGACCUAGGGACUGGUCAGAUACCCACUUGUAGCCACAGGUCCUGGAAAAAGGUGAACUCCACAACCAGGUGGUGAGUGGUAUCUAGAGGUUGCUGGCAGUGUUGGAUCAAAAACCUUGUGAUUGCUUUUGUCACUUGUGAGUUAUGGUGAUCACCAGUAAUUUCCAGGGAAGAUGCCAAGUUGUGUGCAAACACUUGCAAACCAGUCCCAAAGCAAUAGUAAAACUGUAAAAAAAAGUAUUACAUAAACCAGAUAGCGAGACCGUUGCCAUGGUAAAGCACAACUUUUUUCCUUUGAAGGUGAAUGGUCUGCAUUUCUGGUUUGUGUCACACACUUGACAGUUUCACUACCACUCAGCAAAUAGUUGGUGAUUGACCAAUUAAUGUCUUCUUUGGUGUCUUCCUUGCAAUCUGCAGGUGAUCUGCUAGCAGCUAAAACAAUGACAAGGGUGUUUUCAUGGCAGCACAUACUGACUUUUCCGUAGCAACCAGAAGUUGUGAGAGAAUCACCAACGAAUCUCUAGGCCUAUGUGGCUGAGGCCUAAAACUGCUUAUGACUAAAUAUUUUUCAUGUCCUUAAUGCUCCUGU
Messenger RNA from Oreochromis aureus, 7381 nucleotides. Its product is annotated as X-linked retinitis pigmentosa GTPase regulator-like. The record is from RefSeq and is a predicted model, not a curated record. Gene Ontology annotation, cellular component: photoreceptor outer segment. Bases 124 to 3810 code for a protein of 1228 amino acids. Lineage: Eukaryota; Metazoa; Chordata; Actinopteri; Cichliformes; Cichlidae. Gene Ontology annotation, biological process: ubiquitin-dependent protein catabolic process; protein ubiquitination; visual perception. The transcript has 17 exons. Gene Ontology annotation, molecular function: ubiquitin protein ligase activity.